AUCCAUUCUGCUGACAGGCUAUCUGGAAUACAUGCUCAAACAAUACCACAGCAAAGAGAACACAGAAAACAAGGGGCCCGUUGUGAACAUCAUCACCCCGUCCAGAGCAGAGGACCGAGGCUGCCAGUUAACACUGACCUUUUCCAUUUCCAGGAAAGGCGUUUUUGAGGAACUCGAAAAAAGAGGAGUCGUUUGUGACAAGCGAGAACCAGAUGGUAUCCGUGUGGCCCCCGUUCCUCUCUAUAAUUCUUUCCAUGAUGUUUAUAAGUUCGUCAGACUGCUCACUGCCAUACUUGACUCUUCAGAAACUAGCCAUGUUUUCUAGAAUCACUCAAGCAAAUCUCAUUUCACUACUAUUGAA
Molecule: messenger RNA, 361 nt
Organism: Peromyscus eremicus (cactus mouse)
Lineage: Eukaryota; Metazoa; Chordata; Mammalia; Rodentia; Cricetidae
Product: kynureninase-like
Exons: 2
Coding region: 32-325 (97 amino acids)
Biological process (GO): NAD+ biosynthetic process
Cellular component (GO): cytoplasm
Molecular function (GO): kynureninase activity; pyridoxal phosphate binding
Source: RefSeq, a predicted model, not a curated record